CUUCACUCCCUGUCAGCUUGUCGUUUGUUUCUAUUCUGUCUUUGGUUGUUCACGCUCACGCUCAUGCUCCUGUUUCCUGUUUGGAGCUGCAGUGGACUGUCUGAUGCACAUAGAGGUUCUGCUUGUUAAUCUUUCAGUCAGAAUAAACGGGGAUCAUGUCCAAAGAGGUCCCGGUGUCACAGCAUCAUUCAAACCAACACAACGCAGAAGCACACCGGUCACAUGUGUAAGCAGCCAUUUCAAAAGAGAAGGUGCCGUAAUGCCUGCAUCUCAUUUGCAUCUACGCUACUUUAUGCAACAUCCAGCAGCAGUUUCUCUAGAGACUCCUGAGAAGCAAACCACUGUUGAGCCAGAAUUAAGACGGAUUCUGCAACUGCCUGGCAUAUUUCUCACCUAACAUGUCUUCAGAAAUGCAUUUCAAUGAGAUGUUCUAAAGAUAAGCAAAGGUUUCCAAAUGAGCCACCAAAUUGGUCUGUUUUGAAAUCCUGGAUUUGAUUUGUGUUGUGCUGCUCUGGAAUGGCAGUGUGCUUUGACAAGAUUCAGCUCAAGGAACCGAAACAAAUUGUUGUUGAACUAUGAGGCUGCUACACCACUUCUCUUUUUGUUUUUCUCAAGAUGGAUAUCAACUUCACAUGUUUCUAAUGAGCUGCUGACACUUCGUUUGAGCUGUGUCUUUAGCUGAUUGUGAUCAGAUGUUUCCUUAAGACAAACAUGUUUAUACAGUAAUUAAACCAUCUACAGUUUUAAUGUCUAAUUUUAUUCCAGUGUCAUGAAGAAGCUGACUUAAAAUGGAAAAAUAAUUAAUAGGAGGUGUACCAAAUUAAAAUAAAAGCAGUUUAUGGGUUUUUUUUGUUUUUUUUUUUACUUUUGCAGUUUUAUACAUGGAAUUAACAUUUAAUGAAUUGAACACAGUCUUUAAAAUUAACUUGUGGCCAUUUCUUUGCAUUUCAAAAUUAAGAAAUGAAUAAAAAAAAAAUCUUAGAUGUUUCUGUUUUACCAUGAUGUACUUAUUUUAUCAUCACCAGUUUGUAUAUAUGAAAUGUCAGAUUUAUGUUGAUCAAUUGCAUGUACUUUAGUGGGACUUGUUUAAGAAGCCCAUAAACUACAUUUUAUACAGAAUUAGUGUACGUGCAAAUGUAAGUGAACAACCAAACCACGUUUAUUCAAAUGUUUAAUUGGACUUUACAGUCUGGAAAUACAGCAGGGAUCACAGCCUGAUCUGAAUCUGUUCAUCUUGGUCCAUUUAUGUGUAUAAAGUAAAAAUAGUCUAUAAUGUCUCCACAGUCACAAUAAGAUUGAGACACAGCCAAGGCCGAGAGGACAGGCCGAAGAGAGUAGUGACAGCCCAUCAGUCUGGGAGGGCUAUAAGGCAGCAUCUGGGACAAAUGUGCAUGUAUCUACAAUCGGACAAAAACUGAAUAGCCAUGACAGUUGUGGGAGGAUUGCUAGAAGGAAGCCUCUGCUCUCAAAAAAAGAACAAAGCUGACCGUUUCAACUUUGCCAGAGAGCACUUGGAUAAACCAGAGCCUUUUGGAAGUCCAUUCUCUGGACAGAUGAGUCAUGUGAAGGUCUGGGGCUGCUUUUCUGCUUCUGGACCUGGAUGACUCCAUAUUAUCCAGGGAACCAUGAAUUCUCAGGCCUGUCAACAAAUUCUUGACCAGAAUCUCCUGCCAUCAGUCAAGGAGUUGAAGCUGGGGCGAAAAUGGAUUGUGAAACAAGACAAUGACCCAACGCAUUCCAGCAAAACUACAAAGGAAUAGCUUCAGAGAAAUGGGAUUCGUACUCUUCUCCAAUUGAAAUGUUGUGGCGAGACCUGAAGAAGUUGGUACAUGCCACAUGUUCCUCCAACCUCUCUCAACUGGCUGAGUUCUGCAAGGAGGAGUGGAGGAGCAAAAAUCCCCAUAAGCAGAUACGUUGAAUCCACCAUCAUCAUAUACAUGCGCUGACCGUUUAGGAGAGAGCUGGGUACCUUUUGAGCGAUGGAGGAGAUCUAUGCAAAUGUUGAUUACAACAAGCCUGUCGACCCAACACCUUCAACAAAUCAGACAGGUCCCAGGAGCUCAGAGAGGAGGCUUCAUGGAGCCGUGGUUCUCUGUCUGGGGCUGCUCAGUGUUGUCCUGCUGGUUGGACUCAUCAGCCUCGGUGUCUCCUACUGGGAUUUAGCUGCAGAAUACUCCACUGUCAAAGCCAACCUGACGGAGCGUCUCCAGGCCAGUAAUGACAAGCUGUCCUCUGUGUCUGAAGAGAGAGACCUGCUGAAUGCCAACCUCUCUUCAGUGUCCAAAGAGCUGGACAGACUUCAGAGUUUGUCCAAACAGAAGAGAACUUGUCCUGCAGGAUGGCAGAUGUUCAGUUGCACCUGCUAUCUCUUCUCCACUAAGACUGAUUCUUGGGAAAAUGGCAGACAAGACUGCAGAGACAGAGGAGCAGAGCUGGUGACCAUUGACACUGAUGAAGAACAGGAGUUCAUCUCUAAAACCAUCAAAGAAGCCACUUGGAUUGGUUUGAAUGACAGAGAAGAGGAGGGGACCUGGAAAUGGACAGAUGGAACUCCACUGACUGUGGGGUACUGGAGAUCAGAUCAGCCUGAUAAUGGUGGUGGAGAUCCACAGUGGGGUGAGGAGGACUGUGUACACAUCAAAUCUGGUGUGAAUGCCAAAGAAAGCUGGAAUGAUCUGCGGUGUGAUAAGUCUCUGAAGUGGAUCUGUGCCAAAAUGCCUUUGUAUUUACAUGAGUUUUGAAAAUACUUAGCUUGAGCAUUUAGCAUUUAUAUACCUUAUUCUAUCAUUAAGACAAGCUGUUAAUAGGAAGAUACUAAUAAUAACGUUGUUUGAUAUCAUAUCUGAAGGGUCUGCACAUCUUGUCAAAAUUCCUGUUGCACAAAAUAAAUGAUGCAUCCAUUUUCCACGACACAGCCAAGAACUUUCAGUGUAAGUACCCUAAUGUAUUUGUAAUUUCAAGGUGAUGAUACGGUACACAAGAUAUUUGAAUUGAAGGUUACUGUGUCGUUCUCUAUCAAAUGGAAAUCACAUGUAAGUUCCUGUAAGAGCUCAUGUUACACUUAUAAAUUCCACAAAAUAAUAAUUGGUUAACUCUGGUGACAAUACACAACAUAACAACCUAAUGCUUAUAGUGAAUUACCAAGCACAAGUACUUGCUGUAAUUCAUGGUAAUUUUUACCAAUGCAUUAUAUCAUUUUUUAAAAUAAUUUCUAAGUAAUUUUCCCACAUUACACCAUAAUUAGCAGGCUGUAAAUUAAGGACUUAGCAAAUCAACUACUUUAAACGGGCAAAAUGAACACAGAAAACCAUAAAUUAAUGGUCUAAAUUUCUUUUCUUUGGCAAGUGACCAUGACAUAAGCGGGAUAAUGCCCUUUGAAGUGUCCAUAAUCGAGUACUCCCCCAGACCAUGGUAUAAAAAGUGUUAAUGUGUUAAAAACACCUUAGGUUCCAGACAUCCUGUAAUACGGUUUAAAGUGUAACAUAGGUUACACUUCUUGAAAGCUAAAUUAGGAAGAAUAUUGCCAAACGUAGACCCAUUACAUUACAGAUGUAAACAGACGCCUCCUAUCAUGUGUUCUGGUCUUGUCCAAAACUUAUUCCUUUCUGGUCAUCCUUUUUUUAAGUCAUCUCUAACGCUUAUGCUUAUAAAGUCUCACCUUCUCCCUUGGUUGCUGUUUUUGGUUGGUUUUCAUUUACAGAGGGUCAUUGCCUUUCCCUCCUUAUUAGCUAGAUGCUUGAUUUUAUUUAAAUGGAAGGUGGAAUGGAACUUACGUGAUCAAUUUACCUGGUCUGGUACUGGAACUCCUGUCAUAAGGAAUGUUAGGUGCACUUGUAUUUUUUUUUUUUUUUUGUCUGUCCGUUGGCUGUGACAAGUUUGUCAGGUUGAUUUUGGGUUUGGUUUGUCUUUGUUUUUUUCUUGUUGGGAUUGUUUUCUAUGGUUAUCUGUAAGCCAGGGAAUAUGACUGUUUUAUAUGAUUAUUGGAAAAUCACAAAUAAAGUGUCAAGAAAAUCCUUAAUUUGAUGACAAUUAAAAUGCUGUUCAAACAAUAACAUUUGCUGAAUUCAGUGCCCAGUGUUGUCUUCUUAUUCAACUACUGUGUAUCACCAAAAGGUGUUUUAGGGGAAACCAUAAUGCUGUUUGUUUUUUCUCACACUUGUGUCUGCAAGAUGUUUUUUUUUAACUGGACAAAUGAGACGAGGUGUUGAAGUAUGAUCAGGGUACAGGCCAGGAAAGGCGGUGAGAUCUUUGAUUGAGGCCUGACACACAACCAAAGGAAGUGGUGAAAUGCCACACAGUGUCUGAUGAGGACUGAUAUGGUUGUACAGUUUUUCUCAGUUUGAGUUUUGAGUUUGUCACACAUAUCUUAAGUAGUGCAUUGAGUUAGUAUUGGUGAUUAAAAUAGGUGACACUGCUUCACUUAGAACUGUACAUGUUUUCAGUUGUUUGAAGGCUGAAGUACC
This is a messenger RNA of Acanthopagrus latus (yellowfin seabream), 4463 nucleotides long. RefSeq names its product CD209 antigen-like protein C. Bases 1980 to 2741 code for a protein of 253 amino acids. The transcript is spliced from 9 exons. Lineage: Eukaryota; Metazoa; Chordata; Actinopteri; Spariformes; Sparidae. The record is from RefSeq and is a predicted model, not a curated record.